This is a messenger RNA of Dermacentor silvarum, 639 nucleotides long. RefSeq lists its product as uncharacterized. Bases 34 to 639 code for a protein of 201 amino acids. Lineage: Eukaryota; Metazoa; Arthropoda; Arachnida; Ixodida; Ixodidae. The record is from RefSeq and is a predicted model, not a curated record. The transcript has 6 exons.
UCCCGCUAAAGGACAGCUGCAAAUGCCGGGAGCAUGUACCGUGCGAAACUCAUAUUCAUAGUGGCGCUCGUUGUAGGCGCAGUUGAAUCUGGACCUGCUACCUUCAAUGACCUUCUUGAUUUCUUCAAUACUACUUCAAGAAUAUAUGUGUACGCAACUACUUAUGUGACAUAUAUUUACGACAACCCUGUAACGUGCAUCUGGUAUUCGAAGAAAUAUUUAAAUGACACGUGCCUCACGUUUAAUAUUCGGUACAAAGCUGACUGGCGUACAUAUGACAUGCCUGUUAACGCCAAACUGGGAGACGACCCUGAUGUAGGCGGCCCCUACAUGGAACCCAAUUUUUGGCCAAAAGAAACAACCUUUCGUACUAGAGAAAAAGCAAGGGACUUUUCCACAGAUAAAGAUGAAUCGGUUCCUGCCAGAAGGACCUUGUUCUUCAACCUCCGUGACCUACAGUGCGCUGUGUUUACGAUGCCGCGAAGAGGAAAAAUUCACUGCGAGCUCCACCUGUGGGAAAGUGCCAUUAUUAAAGAAGGCCCAUAUCACCAUGUCAACUUUACUUGCCUGAAGCAUUUCCAGGCACUCUGCGGGGACUGGCCAACGUGUAUCACUUAUACCCACUCAUGCAACAGAUGA